CAAAUACCAAAGACAAACAAAAAAAACCUGAGAUGAAUUUGACACUUCCGAUGAAAAAACAAAAAUUUCUGCUAAUCAUCUCAUUAUUGAUAUUAUUAUCAUUACUUCAUCAAGAUUAUCACAUUGAAGCUCAAAAUUCAGACAAAGUAGUCAAUCUUCCUGAACAACCACUGAACCCAAAGAUCUCUCAUUUCUCAGGUUAUGUCAACGUCAAUCAAGAAAAUACACGAUCACUCUUCUUUUGGUUCUUCGAAGCAUUGUCUGAAUCUCCUUCAACAAGACCUCUAGUUCUCUGGCUCAAUGGAGGUCCUGGAUGUUCAUCGAUUGGAUAUGGAGCAGCAUCUGAAUUAGGACCUUUUCGUGUUGUUGAAAAUGGGACAAGUCUUAGUUUCAAUCAAUACUCUUGGGUCCAAGAAGCGAAUAUGUUGUUUUUAGAAUCACCAGUCGGAGUAGGGUUUUCGUACACGAACUCAUCAUCUGAUUUGGAAAACCUCAACGACGCUUUCGUUGCGGAAGAUGCAUACAACUUCAUGGUUGCUUGGUUUGCAAGGUAUCCUCAGUAUAAGUCUCGUGAUUUCUUCAUAGCUGGUGAAAGCUAUGCCGGUCACUACUCACCUCAGCUAGCCGAGCUUAUAUACGAUCGGAACAAAGUUCAGCCAAAGGACUCCUUCAUUAAUCUCAAAGGCUUCAUCGUGGGAAAUCCAUUGACGGACGAUGAGUACGAUAACAAAGGGAUUCUAGAAUACGCAUGGAGCCAUGCAGUGAUCUCUGAUCAUCUUUACGACUCCGCAAAACAUAACUGCGACUUCAAGUCUUCGAACUGGUCAGAGCCAUGCAACGUUGCUAUGAACACAGUGUUCACAAAAUACAAAGAGAUUGAUAUUUAUAACAUAUAUGCUCCCAAGUGCAUAUCUAAUAGCUCAUCAGGAGCUUCCUACUUAGGUUUCGGAGUCAAUGAUAAGUCUCCGGCGGUUAAAGACUGGUUCAAGAGAGUGAGAUGGUUUGAAGGAUACGAUCCUUGUUACUCUAAUUACGCUGAAGAAUAUUUCAAUAGAGUCGAUGUUCGAUUGUCUCUUCAUGCUACUACACGAAAUGUAGCAAGGUGGAAAGUUUGCAAUGAUUCGAUAUUGCAAACGUACCAUUUUACAGUCUCCUCAAUGUUGCCUACUUAUAGUAAGCUCAUCAAAGCUGGCCUCAAGAUAUGGGUUUAUAGUGGAGAUGCCGACGGGAGAGUCCCGGUGAUCGGAAGUCGGUAUUGUGUUGAAGCUUUAGGGAUUUCCGUCAAAUCGGAGUGGCGUUCUUGGUUCCACAAUCAUCAGGUGGGAGGGAGAAUAACGGAGUACGAGGGAGGGUUAACGUUCGUAACGGUGAGAGGAGCUGGACACUUGGUUCCUCUCAAUAAACCUGAAGAAGCUCUCGCGCUUUUCCGGUCCUUCCUUAACGGCCAAGAACUUCCGUCAAGCCCCUAGAUACUACCACUAUAUCAUAUAGCUAGUCUCUUCUCUCUAUCUUUUUACCGAGUAUAAAAGAUACAUGCAUAAAUAAUAAGUCCAAUACAUAAUCACAUAUUAGUUGUUACUGUCUACCCAACUAUGUGAGAAAUUUACAAUAUAUAAUGGUUGUUUUGUUUAGUGUAUAAGGUUGGUGAAAAAGAGAGUGAGUUUGUAAUUUGUUUAAGAACAAGAAUAUUUCUCUAGU
Molecule: messenger RNA, 1698 nt
Organism: Arabidopsis thaliana (thale cress)
Lineage: Eukaryota; Viridiplantae; Streptophyta; Magnoliopsida; Brassicales; Brassicaceae
Gene: scpl33
Product: serine carboxypeptidase-like 33
Exons: 9
Coding region: 33-1469 (478 amino acids)
Biological process (GO): proteolysis
Cellular component (GO): extracellular region
Molecular function (GO): serine-type carboxypeptidase activity
Source: RefSeq, marked reviewed